Messenger RNA from Schistocerca cancellata (South American locust), 2228 nucleotides. RefSeq names its product toll-like receptor 2. Gene Ontology annotation, molecular function: protein binding; transmembrane signaling receptor activity. The transcript is spliced from 12 exons. Gene Ontology annotation, cellular component: membrane. The record is from RefSeq and is a predicted model, not a curated record. Bases 351 to 2228 code for a protein of 625 amino acids. Gene Ontology annotation, biological process: immune response; toll-like receptor signaling pathway. NCBI's taxonomy places the organism in Eukaryota, Metazoa, Arthropoda, Insecta, Orthoptera, Acrididae.
UGCUGGGAAAGACGGCGGACGUGCUAUCUGCUUCUGCUUCCUCGUGAACGCCGCCGAGCCGCACUGUCAACAGGCAACUAUAUUACUACAGGUCGGCCUCCGUGCGCUUACGGCCGCACGCCGCGUUUACUCGUUACCUUUUCUUUGCCGCCAGCCACGACGCGAUGGAAGUGACCACGUGGCGCCGCUCCGGUGACUUGCCAGCGUCAGUGUUGUGCGCUAGCUUCAGUGUUGUUCUCGUAUAUGUCAUCGAACUGACAGGUGGGCGAUAGCUCUGACGUAGUGCUCCUUUCAGUUGUGUGCGUGUGCAGCGUUCGGUGACGCGACGACAGAAGACGGCACUGCGAGAGAUGCACCUCCACGUGGUGCUGCUGGUGGCGCUGGCCGCGGUGCCGUGGCGGGGGGUGGAGUCCUGGGACCCGGAGGCGGGCUUCUUCACGUGCGACAACAUGGUGCACAACACCUCGGACCACGCGCCGCUCUUCAACUGCACGCACGACGACAGCGAGCAGGUGUUCCGGUGCGAGGUGGUGCUGGCGACGACGGGCAAGAACUUCCACGCGAACACCAACCUGGCAGUGUCACUGCAGCUGCGGCGCGACGCGGGGGAGCCCCGCUGCCUGCUGCUCGCCGCCGUCAACGUGCGCCAGGUGCCGCAGCCCGCGCUGCCCAACACCAUCCCGUUCGGCGACCUCGAGGACAACAUCUUCUACCAGCAGAUCCAGCACCUGCGCGUCGCCGUCGUCUUCCCGCGCAGCGUCCCCUUUGGCAGGCUUUGCACCGAGGAGUCUGCCUACAGGCCGUCGGCGUGCCUGAACCGGGACACGGUGCUGGUGAGCGCGGUGGUCCGGCACGCGACCGCCGCCAGGAAGGGCGUGCUCAACAGACUGCACUACAUCCACAACGCCACGCUCAUGCUGGGCGGCGAGCUGGUGGAGCUUCGCGCCGAGGUGAACGGCGAGGUGGAGCUGCAGCUGCAGCAGGUGCUGGACCUGCUGGCCGGCACCAACGCGCGCUCCGUGGCGCUGCGCGGCGGCAACUGGAGCGACGCGCCGCUCCAGCUCUCCGAGCAGCCCCUGCUCACCGACCUCGACCUCGCCAGCUGCCGCAUCGCCAACGUCAACAUCACGGACUUUGGGCUGGUGCCGCGGCUCCGCUCGCUGGUGCUGCACCACAACUCGCUGCAGGACGUGCCGGCCGGGCUGCAGGCGCUGGCCGAGCUGCAGCGGCUGGACCUGUCCGACAACCCGCUGCAGAACACCGACUCCGUACACGUCCUGGGCUCGCUGGCGGCGCUGCGCGAGCUGCGCCUGGCGGGCUGCGGACUGAAGGCGCUGCCGGAGCAGCUGCUGGCGGAGGAUCCGUGGACAGAGUGGCUGAACCUGAGCUGGAACCAGCUGCAGACGCUGCCCCGCUCUGAUGCGAGACGCCUCCAGCGGUCCGCCUCGCGUGCCGUGGUCCUGCACGACAACCCCUGGGACUGCUACGUGUGCGAGACGGCACCUCUCAAGGACUGGAUCCUACAGCCUGAGGAGGAGCGGCCCGCGGUUGUGGGCGAGGUGUUCUGCGCGAAGCCGGCGGCGCUGGCGGUGCGCUCGCCCACCGUGCUGGACGGCUGCAGCUCGGUGGACAUCGCGGUGGCGGUGGGCGUGCCGAUGGCGGCGCUCGGGCUGCUGGCCGGGCUCGUGGCGGCGCUCUGCUACUCCUACCGCUUCGAGCUCACCUACCUGCGCCACAUACUCGGCGUCAAGAUCGGCGCCGCCAGCGCGUCGGACCGCGAGUGGGUGCUGUACCGGCUGCUGCCCGGCCUGGAGCGAGCCCCGGAGCGCUUCCGGCUGUGCCUGCACGAGCGCGACUUCGCGCCCGGCACCUUCAUCACCAUCAACAUCGUCUCCUCCAUGCAGGCCUCGCGCCGCAUGAUCGUCGUCCUCAGCGAGGCCUUCGUCUCCAGCCAGUGGUGCCAGUGGGAGCUGGACAUGGCGAAGCACCAGGUGUGGGAGGACGGCAGCGACUUCCUGCUGCUGCUGGAGCUGGAGCGGCUGGAGCGGCGGCGGCUGCCGCGCCACCUGCGCGACUUCAUGGAGACGCGCACGUACCUGGAGUGGCCGGCGCGGCCCGCGGCCGAGGCGGACGAGGCGGCGGCCUGGGGCAAGCUGCGCGACGCGCUCAGCCCCAGCCUGCACCAGCAGCGGCAGCGCUCCGCCGCCGACGACGCCGACGACGCGUGA